GCGGGACGGGGCUUGGGGACCUGGCUGGAGAUGGAGUUCGACUGCGAAGCUCUGAGAGGGCUGCUCGGCAAGUACAAAUUCAGAGAUUUAACUGUGGAAGAAUUGAAGAAUGUAAAUACAUUUUUCCCACAUUUUAGAUAUUCCAUGGAUACCUAUGUUUUUAAAGAUAGUUCCCAGAAAGACCUGCUGAAUUUUACUGGCACUAUUCCUGUGAUGUAUCAGGGUAAUACAUAUAACAUACCAGUUCGCUUCUGGAUUUUGGAUUCUCACCCUUUUGCACCCCCAAUUUGUUUCCUGAGGCCAACUGCAAAUAUGGGAAUCUCAGUUGGAAAACAUGUGGAUGCCCAAGGCCGAAUCUAUUUGCCCUAUCUUCAGAACUGGAGCCAUCCUAAAUCUGUCAUCGUUGGACUAAUUAAAGAGAUGAUUGCCAAGUUUCAAGAGGAACUUCCCUUAUAUUCUCUGCCAUCAUCUGAUGAGGCUCGGCAGGCGGAGUUGCUAGCCUAUAUUACAAAAAUAACUGAAGGUGUCUCAGAUAUUAAUUCAAGGAGUUGGACAAACCAAGAGAAUAAAGCAGUCAAUAAAAUCACUGUGGUUGGAAGUGGAGAUCUGGGUGUUGCCUGCAUAUUAGCAAUUUCAGCCAAGGGCAUUGCAGACAGGCUCGUCCUCUUAGACCCCUCAGAAGGAACCAAAGGAGGGACAAUGGACCUUGACAUCUUCAACCUACCUAAUGUGGAGAUUACCAAAGAUCUGUCUGCCUCUGCUCAUUCCAAGGUGGUGAUCCUCACAGUCAACUCCUUGGGUAAUGCCCAGUCCUACCUCGACGUGGUGCAGAGCAAUGUGGACAUGUUCAGAGCUCUCGUGCCAGCUCUUGGUCAUUACAGUCAGCACAGCGUCCUGCUCGUUGCGUCUCAGCCAGUGGAAAUCAUGGCCUAUGUGGCAUGGAAGCUGAGUGCAUUUCCUGCAAACCGGGUGAUUGGAAUUGGAUGCAAUUUGGAUUCACAGAGAUUACAAUAUAUUAUUACAAAUGUUUUGCAAGCACAGACUUCGGGCAAAGAAGUAUGGGUUAUUGGUGAGCAGGGAGAAAACAAAGUGCCCAUGUGGAGUGGCCAAGCAGCAGUGAGUCCUAACUCUCAGGUGCAACUGUGCAACAGAGCCAUGGAACUGUUAAGGGCAAAAGGUCAAAGAUCUUGGUCUGUGGGACUGUCAGUGGCUGACCUGGUUGACAGUAUUGUAAAUGAUAAAAAGAAAGUGCAUUCUGUAUCAAUUCUAGCAAAGGGAUAUUAUAAUAUAAAUAAUGAAGUGUUUUUAAGUUUGCCUUGCAUCCUUGGAACCAGUGGAGCAUGUGAAGUCAUUAAAAGCACCAUGACAGAAGACACAGUGACUGAAAAACUCAAGAGCAGUGUGUCUUCAAUCCACGAUCUCCAACAACAGCUAAAAUUCUGACUCUCAAGUGUAAUUAUCUCUAAAGAAGGAUCAUGUAAUUUUGCCAACAUGGUUGACAAUGGGGUUGAAAACAUCCGUAUCUUACUACUUACUGGUACAAACUGCUUGGUUAAGAUAGAUGGUUUCUUGAAUAACUGUAAUUUGGAUCCUUAAGGAGUCAAUGAGGAGGGAUUUUCUAAUUUUUGUCAUGGGUCUUGAGAUAAUCUUCUACUCUUAAACCUACAGCAGAAGUGAACAUUCAUUUGCAAUGUGUGUUGUUUUCAAUUGUAGCCUAAACUCAAAGCACAUCUAAUUUACUUUGGAAGUAUUUUGAAAGUAAUACUUUUUUAAAAAGAUUAUUCUUUGGCAUUUAUAAUAAACAUUAAUAGAUGUGUAAGUUACACAUUCAAAAGACACACAGCUCAAGGUAGUAGUGUUUCCUUUGCAACUUACUGCUGCUGGUAAUGAUAAAGCAUCUUCUUUGAAUGUAUUAGCUAUCAAAUACCGGGAAAGAAUUUUACAUGCACUUUAAAAUAGUGAAAGGGAAAACAAACACUUUUAAUAUAUGAAUAACAUAGAACUUAUGUUAUAUAUGUAUAACAUUUAACCUCUUCCUGGACUAUAUAAGCUCUCCAAUAUCUCGUAAACUCAUUAUGGUAUUGGUAGAGCCAAAUAGAGAUGUGUGAUUUUUAAUGAAAAUAAAUUAUGAAUGAAAGACAAUCUACUUUAAAUAUAGAAUAUAAUCCAUAAAAACCACUGCGUUUAAGAGAGUGGUUGGGUAGUCUAAUGGUUCUGAGAGACUCCUUUAAAAACAAUAAAUACGAUUCAUUGUAUGUAAGCUUUGGUGAUGGGUCAGUAGCAAUAUCUUUAUAUGUGAAGGGUAGCAUGUUAUUACUAUUGUGUCACACAACUCUAGUUACAACUGACUCUAACAGCUGACAUCAAUACUUCCUGUAUGCCAUGCAGUAUGAUGAGCACUUUAUCAGAUACUUAAUAAUCCACUGAGGUGAAGAAUGUUAUUAUCAUUUUACAGAAGAAACAGGCUUGGUGAGUGCCCAAAAUCUCCUGGCAACUGAGGGUACUUUCCAUACAACUUCUACUUUUUCUAGAUGCCAAAAAGGGGAAAAGAAAGGCCUAACCAUCAAAAUGGUUCUCACAAGACCCUAAAGCUGGGAUUGUGUAAAUUAAAGAAGUAGUAUUUCCAUUCUCAUGUAGUUUACCUUAAAAUUUGUUUUUAUUUUAGAAACAUUAUUUUCCUGGCUUCCCAGACCUGUCCUCAGCAAAUAGCAGAAGGUUGUAUUUCCUGAGUCGGUGUUUAUUUAAUCAUCCAGUUAGUUCCAGAAGCCUGCUAUUAUUACCAGGCACUGAUGGGAAACAUGCCUGGGCUAUGAGCAAGCCCUCAUGGUCCUUACAAUCAAGUAUAGGAAGCAUAGUAAUCCAAUCUCACAAAUAGAUACACAAUUGCAAAUUAGUGAGAACUGUGCAAAAGUUCAAGGUUUUGGAUUUUUCAGACAAUUUAUUUAUUGAUUUGAAAGGGAGAAUGCAGAGACAGUCAAGAAAUCUUCCUUCUUCUAGGUCAGUCCCUUAAUGCCAGGGCUGGGGCAGGCUGAAGCCAGUAGCCAUGAAUUCUGUCUGGUACUCAAGUUCCUGACCCUCAAACACUCCACCCUGGCACAUCAGCAGUAAUGGAUUGAUGGUACGCAGUAGCCUGGACUCAGUCAGUACUCUGAUACGGGUUAACGCAUGUCCUGAGAUGGCUUCACCCACUGUGCCACAGGUUCACAUGACUCCAAGGUGUUUGAGAAAGCAUAUAUCAGGUGAGUCCAAAGCUCACCAACCAAAUAGGAACCAGAUGAUUUAUAAAGGUAGACAUGUCAUAGGGAGAGAAUAUUCCAUCUAAUGCUGACCUAGUACAAUAACGAAUACAUACAGUGAUGAACUUCAGACAUAGGAGUGAAAUUCAGUAUCCCAAGUUU
Molecule: messenger RNA, 3398 nt
Organism: Ochotona curzoniae (black-lipped pika)
Lineage: Eukaryota; Metazoa; Chordata; Mammalia; Lagomorpha; Ochotonidae
Gene: UEVLD
Product: UEV and lactate/malate dehyrogenase domains
Exons: 12
Coding region: 31-1443 (470 amino acids)
Biological process (GO): carboxylic acid metabolic process; protein modification process; protein transport
Cellular component (GO): ESCRT I complex
Molecular function (GO): ubiquitin binding; oxidoreductase activity, acting on the CH-OH group of donors, NAD or NADP as acceptor
Source: RefSeq, a predicted model, not a curated record